This is a messenger RNA of Scophthalmus maximus (turbot), 3410 nucleotides long. Its product is annotated as solute carrier family 4 member 11. Gene Ontology annotation, molecular function: solute:inorganic anion antiporter activity. The transcript is spliced from 20 exons. The record is from RefSeq and is a predicted model, not a curated record. Lineage: Eukaryota; Metazoa; Chordata; Actinopteri; Pleuronectiformes; Scophthalmidae. The coding region runs from base 175 to 2733 and encodes 852 amino acids. Gene Ontology annotation, cellular component: plasma membrane; basolateral plasma membrane. Gene Ontology annotation, biological process: monoatomic anion transport; monoatomic ion homeostasis; transmembrane transport.
GAGGAGGUGCAGGGAGGUGAUUCUACUUCAGCAUGUGUGUGUGUGUGUGUGUGUGUGUAUGAGUACAUACUGAGAAGGGAUCACUAGUAAGUUAGGGAGCAGAGAGAAUGAUAAUGGGUUGACCUUUGGAAAGCGUCUCACCUAUAAAAAAAACCCCCUAAAAACCUGCAGAACAUGGAAUCUAAAAAGGUCCUCCAUUUUGUGCCAUCUGAUGCUCCGUCCACUGGGAGGUCCAAGAAUGGAUACGUUUUCCAAGAGAUGGAGCUGCAGGAUGGGGAGCAGGAGGAUUCUGGGCAAAAUUCCCCCGUUGCCUCUCACAAGGACCACGUCUACGAAAACCCGAUCAAGAUCAGUGUGUCGGAUCUCGAGGGGCCUGCAUUUGGACUUUUAAAUACGACAAGAAAAUGUGUGAAGCCGAUGAACUUCCAGGAGGAAGUGCGUGCCCACAGGGACCUGGACAGCUUCCUGGCCCAGGCGAGCAUCAUUUUGGAUGAGAAGGCUGCCACCCUGGACGAGGUCCUGCGGCGAAUGUUGACCCACGUGGUGAACGAGGGCCUCGGGAGAUGUGAUGUGGACGAGGUCAUGAACUCGCUGUUCACUGAUGCCGGAGGAAAGGAGUUUAACGUUCACCUCCUGUCAGAGACCAUUCAGGGCGUGACUGCUACUUCCACCGGCGUUCGAUACCAGCAGUCCUGGCUUUGCAUUCUCUCCAACGUGCGGAGCCUGCAGAGGCGCCACGUGUGUGUGACCCGACUGGAGAGGCCGCAGAACUGGGGAGUCAACUGCUGCGAGGCUCGCUACGUCAUCCUCAUCCUGGCCCCUCCGAGAACGAAAAGCACCAAGACGGCCAUUGAACUGGGUCGAACAUUUGCCACAAUGUUCUCUGACAUUUCCUUCAGACAGAAGCUUCUGGAGGCCCAGACCCAGGAGGAGUUCAAACAGGAGCUGGUCUGCCAGCGCCAGCAGCUCUCUGUCGCCAGCGACAAGCCGGUCGCGGAGGAAGCGGAGGACUCAGAUCCACGUCGAGGGAAAACACUUCAGUGCAGAGAUUUCUUCAAAGCUGGUAAAGGUGUUUACGAUGACCUCCGUCGCAGACUCCCCCUCUACCCCUCAGACUUCACAGACGGAAUCACCGGGAAGGACCGCUCCCUGCUGAAGUACACCACCACCGCUAUCUUUCUCUACAUUGCCAUUCUACUGCCGGCCAUCGCCUUCGGCUCACUGAACGAUGAGAGCACAAGAGGCGAGAUAGAUGUCCAGAAGACCAUUGUGGGCCAGAGCAUCGGAGGAGUUAUCUACGCUUUGUUUGCCGGCUCGCCGCUCGUCAUUCCGCUGACCACUGCGCCACUGGCCAUUUUCAUAAGUGUCAUCCGGGGCAUCUGCGACGACUACAACCUCGACUUUGAUGCGUUCUACGCCUGCAUCGGUUUAUGGAACAGUUUCUUCCUCAUCCUCGGAGGCUUGUUCAAUGUCAGCCUGGUGAUGAAACUCUUCAAACGCUCAACAGAAGAAGUCAUUGCAUUGUUCAUCUCCAUAGCGUUUGUCGGGGAUGCAGUGAAAGGCACCGUCAAAAUUUUCAAACACUACUACCACGGCCCCACACUGGCGACCACGAACAGCACGCUGGUGCUCCAGCAGAUUCAGGAGAUUCUGGAGAGGACAAAGAACCAGACGGGCAACACGCUCGGCCAUCAAAAUGAGACUGGUUCGCUGUUGGGCCACGACGAAGGACACGCGUCCGUCUUCCUGCCAGAGUCUUUGGUGUUGUGCGCCAGAGAGAGGCCCAUCCUCUGCCUGCUGCUCAUGCUGGGGACUCUGUGGCUGGGUUACGCCCUCUAUCUCAUCAAGAGGAGCCCGUAUCUGAAUCACAAGAUCAGAGAGGUGGUGUCUGACUGCGCGUUGCCUAUCUCUGUGGUGAUAUGCUCCUUUAUUGGCUCCUACCUUUUCCUCGACAUACAGCUCCCCGUGUUCAGUGUCCACGACGGCCCGAUCUUCAGAUACCCUCCGUUUGAAAAGCUGACGGGAAUGAACGUACUGAGCGCGGUCGGGCUGGGUUUUCUCCUCGCGCUGCUCAUCUUUAUCGACCAGAACAUCGUCAUCUCACUCACACACGUGCCAGAGCACAAGUUGCUGAAAGGUACAGCCUUCCACUGGGACUUAGUGCUGACUGGCUUCAUCAACAUCCUCAUGUCCUGUCUGGGGUUGCCAUGGAUGCACGCUGCCUUCCCACAUUCCUCCCUACACGCCCGUCAGCUGGCCAAAGUGGAACAGCACGUAGAGAACGGACACCUCUACACGACUAUCGUCAGUGUGAAGGAAACGCGUCUGACCUCGCUGGCUGCCAACAUCCUGAUCGGCCUGUCCGCCUUCAUGCUGCCCAUUCCCCUGCAGUGGAUCCCCAAGCCCGUCCUCUACGGCCUCUUCCUCUACAUCGCAGCCACCUCGCUGGACGGGAACCAGAUGGUGGACCGCAUGGCCCUGCUGCUUAAAGAACAGACGUCGUAUCCUCCCACCCACUACAUCCGCCGGGUGCCUCAGAGGAAGGUCCACUUCUUCACGGGGCUGCAGAUGGUCCAGCUGAUCAUCCUGUGUGCGUUCGGGAUGUAUCCUCUGCCCUACAUGAAGAUGGUCUUCCCGCUCCUCAUGAUCCUCCUUGUGCCCGUCAGGACCAGUCUGCUUCCAAAAUUGAUCGACCCCAAGUAUCUGGAUAUCAUGGACGCCCAGUACAUGUAGGACGACGUGACACCUUCAUGAAACGAACUUAAUGAUUGUGUUGAUACAGUGACUGAACGAAGUGCGUUUGGCCUGCAAGAUUUCAGUGCAAGCACUCUGCCUGGUGACUCGACGACCAUUCACGCCUCUCAUUUCCUGUCUCAUCAGUGUUGCCGAUUUUUAAUAUGUAACAUUCCUGCAUCUUUGUUGCAUUCAAAAAUUUGAGUCAUGAAGGAGUUAGUUCUGUUUUCUUCCCUCCUUUUCACAAACACACAUGACGACUGACAGGUAUUCAGUUAAAGUCAGACAUCUCUCUUUUUCAUAUUUAAAAAAAGGUACACGUGAAUGCUUUAAAUUAAUUCAGGCACCAUGUUUAAAAGAGCCUGCGUCUUACCUGCGUUUAAAGAAGCUUGUUGAUGGUGUGAAUAGAAACGUGGCGAAAUCAGUCCAAGUAAUUCAACCACUCAAAAGUCCUUUAAUCAUUCAACUGGAGUGAAAGAAGUACGUAUUUGUCACAGUUGAAUGUGUCGCCUCACACUGGAAACAUUUAGAUCAUCGACACUAAAGCCCGGUUUCUCAUAAGAUUCAGGUUAUAAUCAUUCAGUUGAGAACAUAACAUGAUGGAGGAUGUUGUUAUGAAUGUAACUUGUUCAAUAAAACUAUUGCGAAACAAAUAAAAGACCUUUAAAGCAAAUGAA